Molecule: messenger RNA, 2335 nt
Organism: Dreissena polymorpha
Lineage: Eukaryota; Metazoa; Mollusca; Bivalvia; Myida; Dreissenidae
Exons: 3
Coding region: 131-2023 (630 amino acids)
Molecular function (GO): protein binding
Source: RefSeq, a predicted model, not a curated record
CGUGUAGUUAAGUUUACACAACGAACUAGAAACUCGAACUAAAUUGGGACGCAUUAGAAGAAACGGAUGUUAAGUUUGUUUACAAGAAAUUACUGUUAAGUGCACAGUGUAUCGAGCACUUGAGCAAAUCAUGCCAGGAAACACAGACUUAGCAGACCACUUGUACAGACAAGCUAUGGAAAGUUCCGAACUGUGUGAUGUGAGUAUAACUUUCGGUGACCACAGGAUGGGAGCACAUUGGGGUGUACUGAUUCAGUGUCCAUUCUUCCGGACGAUGUUUAACAGUGGAAUGAAAGAGAAACAAGAAGGCCAAAUUCAUUUCAAAGAUGAUUUUGACGGAGGAUGUGAAGUUCUCCUACGGUCGCUAUAUACAAGAACAUUAACACUUAACCUGUCUAAUGUUUAUGAUGUCCUGAGAGCUGCCGACUAUUUCCAGAUGGACUCUUUAUUUGCAGUAUGUGAAAAAUACCUUUCUGAAAUACCAUGGAAUCCUGAAAAUUGCAUUGAUAUAUAUUAUCUAGCCAAAAGGUUCCGUUUAAAAUUUUACAAGUGCCUGGUGGAAUAUGUGACAAAAGACUUUUUAAAAAUUAUUGAAUAUGAAGACAAUAGCGAGUAUGUGACAACUGACAUGAUGUUAGAAAUCGCGGAUAGCGUUGGUAAGACAACGCCUGAAGACAAAGAAAUGCUGUUCAUGACAAGGACGGAAGGUAGCAGCAACGGAAUAAGUCAAGAAAUGCGGUUUAGGUACUUUCGUCAAUGGUUAAAUUUUGACGUGUGUGGUCGAAAAGAAACUUUCACAUCAUUAUUCCUGACACUUACUCUGGAAGACACUUCGCAUGCCUUCUUUGAAUCCUUAGCCAGUGACUACAUUCAAAAUUUUAGCGAAUGCCGCGAACACUACUAUCAGACUAAACGGAUAUCCAUGAAAAGUCUGGUGAUACAUUCUAACAAAAUAGUAAGGGCGGUGCUGGUUGUUGCUGAAAUUACUAGCGAAGAAAGCUGGUUUGGAAAACGGAAUUAUGGUAUUUUCGGAUAUGACACUCAUGUUAAUAAAUGGACAUAUGUUUGUAGACUUCCAAACACUGCAGAACUUUGGUUUAUUGGCAAGAAACUAAUAACGGUCAACGAAUGGGAUAACUGUUUAUAUGUUUAUAGUGACCAACGUCCAGACAGUUAUACUGAUGAUGAAAUUAUCGUGAAAGUUCAGAAAUACAAUUUAGGCACAAAAUCUUGGUCAAUAUGCGAGUACAAAAUUCCACAUAAAAAAGGAGUUUAUAUGAAGAUAAAAAAGUUUGCUUGUGUGGAUAAAUAUGUUUGUUUCAUAGCUAAAUCAGAAGACCGAUUUGGCGAAUAUACGAACGUUAACUUGUAUUUGCUUGGAGAACAUGAGUCCUGCGAUAAAACAAACGUGUGCCGAUCGGAGUCUGAAUCGGACCUAAACAUAAAAAUGUGUGUUACUAACAAUCGUUACAUUGUGAUCAUGUGCACUGUAAUCUCAUUUUCAGGCUAUGGUGUUGUGAAGACUACAAGAUUUUUAAUUAAAGAUGUGAUUACUAAGAAAACAAGACGCCGUCGAACGGUUCCUCAAACCGCAGACUACAUGAUUGGCCCGCUACAAUCAGAAGAAUGCAUGUUCGCAUCUAAUAAAGGUGUUGUUAUUUCAAAAAUCGACAGUCCUUUUUACAAAAUCCUUAACGCAGUAAAUGGUCAUUGUUCAAGUGUCAAUCACAGAAUACUUCCACGAAAGCUAAACGUAGUUGAUACAGACGAAGAAGAAGAAGAAGAUGAUGAUGAGUUUGUUGGUUUCGAAAUUGCAAAUGGGUUUAAUGUUGUGUCAGUGUUGAACAGAUUUAAGCAACUUUUACGUGUAUUCGACUUUGAAACACGAGAGGUCACACAGUUGCCAAAACUCUCGUACCGGAUAGUUCCUAGAUCUAUUUCCCACGCACGAGUACCGUCAUAUGCGCUGAAAUGUGUAAUAGAUUGUCCACAUUGUUUAUGUGAAAUGCGUUGCAAUAUCUAGUCUUACAAGCUAUUUUUUUAUUUUAAGCUGGUAAAAUGUAGGUCACUAAUUUCCGACUAAGCAGAGUUUUGAAACCAUCGAACAAAAUGUUACCACCAUAUUUAGUUUAUGUAUAUGUCGAAUGUUGUAAUUGUAAAAACAUGUCCACAUUAUAAUAAUAAACAUGCAACAUGUUAUUAUGUAUGCAUUCAUAUUACUACAUAGUGUUUGAUAAUAAAAACAUUUGUAUUGAUUUGGAAGACAUGAUACUUGAUAUAUCUUAGUGGGUAUCUACAUGUAUCAUAAAAGUUAAUAUUAAACUAGGGAUACUAA